Molecule: messenger RNA, 455 nt
Organism: Drosophila grimshawi
Lineage: Eukaryota; Metazoa; Arthropoda; Insecta; Diptera; Drosophilidae
Product: mitochondrial import inner membrane translocase subunit Tim13
Exons: 2
Coding region: 82-330 (82 amino acids)
Source: RefSeq, a predicted model, not a curated record
AGUUGGUUGUAGGCCGGUUGCGUCAGAAGGUCGUCGUUUGGAAAGUUUGCGAGUUUGCAAGUCCAAAAACAAAACAAAAACAUGGCUCACGUUGACAAGAGUGAAAUUAUGGACCAGGUGAAGCAACAGAUUGCCGUUGCAAAUGCCCAAGAGCUGCUCUCACAAAUGUCCACAAAAUGCUUCGCGAAAUGCAUCAACAAACCAGGCACUUCCCUUGACGGAUCUGAACAGAAAUGCAUUUCCCUGUGUAUGGAUCGCUUUAUGGAUUCGUGGAAUCUUAUCGCCCGGGCUUAUGGUCAGAGGUUACAACGUGAGCAAUCGAAAAAUUGAGCAGCGUGUGCGGCGCUAAAUGAGGCCAACAGCUGCAUCAUCAACUACUCCUUGUUGAUAGUUUGUUCCACUUAGUUAUAUUCGUUGUUGAAAAUGAUAUGCGUAAUAAACAAAAGUUUCAUACA